Dicentrarchus labrax (European seabass) is the source of this 3472-nucleotide messenger RNA. RefSeq lists its product as uncharacterized. NCBI's taxonomy places the organism in Eukaryota, Metazoa, Chordata, Actinopteri, Moronidae. The transcript has 10 exons. The coding region runs from base 567 to 3014 and encodes 815 amino acids. The record is from RefSeq and is a predicted model, not a curated record. Gene Ontology annotation, molecular function: calcium ion binding.
CGGUGAGAGCAGUGAAACAGGCCCAGGCAUCCUGUCAGCCAGAGUAAAUGAUGGGUUCAGAUUUUACUGAAGGCGUCCACAUGUGCAACACACACACACACACACACACACACACACACACACACACACUUGCAAGAGUCCAGGGUGAGAGACAGGGAGGCGUGGAGACCAAUAAUUUUUACAAUGAUUGUUUUAGUAGCAGCAGGGUUCUUGGAUGUUUCCCUGUUUUUUUGUCAAAACUGUAUAUCUGAUAUAUCACUUUAUAUAUUAAAACAAGUAAAACUGUUACUACUUACUUACUAUAAAGCAGGUAAAAAAAAACAUCUCUCCAGAUAACUCACUAUCCAUCUGUCAGAGUGUUUUGCGUAUGCACCAUCUUACCCCUCCUUCCUCUCUUCCUUCCUCCCAUUAUCCUGUAGCAAUCCAAAUCUCUCCUCCCUCAAUCUUCAACCUCUCGUAUACCUCCCACUUUCACUCUCCAAGUACUUCUUUUCUCGUCCCUUCCUGUCCUCUCCCAAAUCUUAACAGAGGUAUCUCCGCUAGUGUCAUCCUGAACACACACUCAGAUGGGGCACCUGGCAGCACUGGUCAUCCUGCUCUGCAUCUACACCCAAGUGUGUGGAGCUGAGGGAUGCAGUGGUUUUAGACACUUGGAGAACGGGCAGACGUUUUUCCGUUACGGAGGACUGCUGGUGAUCUUCCGCUGUCAUCGUGGCUACAAGCUCCAUGGAUACAAAACCAACAGCUGUGUGUCUGGACACUGGUCCCGGGACACCCCAGUCUGUGUUGGCUCUGGCUGCUCCAACCCAGGGCUACUCACCCACGGGACAAGCAGCAUUAAUAAGGAUGGCUCCUGGGCAGUAUUCAGCUGUAAUAGUGGCUUUAAGCUACAUGGGCCCUCAAUGUUGUACUGUAAGGGUCACGGCUGGAACAGCACAAAGCCUGUAUGCAAAGAGGCUGACAUGAUGAUGAGUUUGGUUUCCCGUGUCAAUGUGCCAAAGCCAAGCAUACGCCAGAACCUCCAAUCUGCCAUGGUUCUGAAGAGCCAGCAACAAUCCCACUAUGACAUACUCGCUAAUACCGCCUCCAAAGCAGAAAACCUCAAAUUUGGGUUGCUGUCUCAUACCCCAUCCCAAAUGUCCAGCAGUGAGAGGAUCAAAGUGACUAACCCUAAAGUCCACCUGCAGCAUCAGUCUUCCAGUUUUAAAGUCAAAGAUGGAGGCCAAACAACUCAUCAUGAGGCUCAACCUCAGGAGGCAAAUGAAGCUGAAGGUUCAGAAAUAGGAACUGGGAGGGAUGGAUCAGAGGUGAAAGCUUCACGCGAAGAUCUCUCUACUCCUGUCUCAUCUACCUUAUCAUUAGUGUCAGGAACGGAGCAAUCAACAUCUUCACCGCCGCCAUUUGCAACAGCCAAUACCACUGCUAGCAGUGCUGUCAAGAAUACUGCUGUCAAGUUUACUGUGAUGUUUGCACCAACUUCACCACUUCACACAAAAUCUCCUCUGCCUGUAUUUGACAGUGAAAAGGCACUCACAUUUGGAGAACCUGUCACACCCCAGGAUGAUGCCACUCCCUCUGAAGUUGUAACAAGCUCCUCAGAAACUAAAGAUGAAGACCGACAGGCUGAAACUGGCUUCCAGCAUUCUUCUUUGGCUCAGCCUGGGUCUGUAGAUGAAGAGGAGCCCACAGAGACGUCAACACACACUGCUUCCUCUGCACUCUCCUUAUCAACAUCCUUUCCCUCCAUCUCUGCAUCAAUUUCCUCAAGUUCCAGCUCCACCCAGUCCAAAAUGAAAACACAGCUGUUUAAUGUCACCCUUCUUUCAAACACCUCCACCACCACUGAACCCAGAUCUCACUGGACCGAAUACCCCAACCUCACGAUGAACGCCACCUCCAAACCACCUCUGCUGUCUCUGAGCCUCAUCAGACGACCUGUGUGCCCUUACCCACCGGUGCCGACUCAUGGGACAUUCUACUUUCGUAAUGUAGAGAAUCCAGGUCCCAGAGAGUACAAGCAUUUCAUACAGUAUGCCUGCUACCCAGGUUAUACACUGGCUCAUGGAGAUGUAUACAGCUACUGCCAGCAGGGGGGGACCUGGAGCGGGAUCACACCUGUUUGUCUUGAGUUGACACCAUGUUCAGUUAACAACGGAGGAUGUUCCCAGCUGUGCUCUCACUCCCAGCACUACAACCAGAGCUCCAACCAGACCCAGAGCAGAACUCAGUGCAACUGCAGACCUGGAUUCACUCUGCUGGAUGACGGGCGAACGUGCCGAGAUUUAGAGGAGUGUGUGGAGGGGCAGCAUCAGUGUCAACAGAGAUGUGUCAACACAUUUGGUUCCUUUAAGUGCAGCUGUGAUGAAGGCUAUCAACCAUCUCAUGACCAGACCUCCUGCGUAGAUGUGGAUGAGUGUCUGCUCCCUGCAGCUGUAACACGCUGCCUGUUUGGUUGUGUUAACACUCCUGGGAGCUUCCACUGCCAGUGUCCUCCCGGCUACAGCCUUCCGUCUGCAGACAGCCACUGCCAAGAUAUAGAUGAGUGUGCUGUUAAUCAGGGGCUUGGGCCAUGUAUGCAGCAGUGCAACAACUCACCAGGAUCCUACCGAUGCUCCUGCACGUAUGGGCACAUCUUAGCUGGAAACGGACACAGUUGCAUCACUGAGUGUCCGCCUGGGUACAUGAAGCAAUCCACAACACCUGAGAACUCAACUGCACAAGCUCUUAAGGAGGAGUGUGUAGAUAUAAAUGAGUGCCAGGAGGAAAUGUGUGCGUGGCAGUGUAUUAACCUGCCAGGCUCUCACCGCUGCAUCUGCCCCAGAGGAUACACACUGGAAAGAGAUGGGCGACGUUGCAAAGACAUUAAUGAGUGCAGUCGGAAGAAUGGAGGGUGUUCGCACCUGUGUGUGAACCAAAAAGGUGGGCAUAAAUGUGCCUGUCCACCCUCCCAUCGCCUCUCCCCCUACAGCUGGAAGAAAUGUCUACCGAGGACAACAGCGAACACUGCUGGCUGAGCUGAAAGUACCUCAAAAUAAAAAUGUAAUUAAAUCCAGCCCAUACAGCAACAGCUGGAGCUCUGAUUGCCUGGCUGUUGUGUGUUGCCAUCAGAGCUGCGACUGCUGCUAGUAUAUAAAAGUAUACGUGGCAAACAGAAAACAGAUAAAUGCAAGGUUAUUAUUGUUAGUCAAAUUUUAUUAUUGUAUGAAUAUAAUUAGAAAUGUACAAUGUAUGUAAAUGUAAUGUAAUAAACAUAUUAUUCUGAUGGAAAUGAGGGGAAACUGCAUUGUCAAAAUAAUUGAACAGGCCCUUAAAUAUUAAAUAGGUGACCUGCAUAUGUAUGAUGAUAGUAAAAUAUAUGAUAAUUAUUUUUUUUAAAUCUCUCUGUAUUUAUUUCUAUCUUGUUUUGAUAUAUAUUUUAAGUAUAUGCUAUAUUUUAAGGGUUAGGGUUAGCAAUAAAAUAGAUCAACAUUUA